Aspergillus novofumigatus IBT 16806 is the source of this 1835-nucleotide messenger RNA. Its product is annotated as putative C6 transcription factor. NCBI's taxonomy places the organism in Eukaryota, Fungi, Ascomycota, Eurotiomycetes, Eurotiales, Aspergillaceae. The record is from RefSeq and is a predicted model, not a curated record. The coding region runs from base 102 to 1835 and encodes 577 amino acids. Gene Ontology annotation, molecular function: DNA-binding transcription factor activity, RNA polymerase II-specific; zinc ion binding. Gene Ontology annotation, biological process: regulation of DNA-templated transcription; response to xenobiotic stimulus. The transcript is spliced from 2 exons.
CGCAUCUGGAGUAACCCCGUACAACGUCCCCACAACCAAGGGAGAGUCUCCUAUCGCACCUUGUUGAUCAACAAAUGCUGACGUGAAAUGCUCUGAACACCAUGACUGAACCAGGACCGCGAAAGCGCUCCAGAAUCGCCUGCACAUCAUGCCAGUCGCGCAAACGGAAGUGCUCCGGUGACCAACCAUGCAGCACCUGUGUACAGUUGGGGGCAGCCUCCGAGUGUCAUUACGACAUCCAAUCUCGCAAGAAGAAAGAUGUCAAGGCAUUUCGGCCAUCAGUCGGUCUAUCGAUGCGUAGACCUAGUGUCGUCGAAGAGUUACCGAGGCCCAAGAGCCAGGAGCAGUCGACCCCGGGGGACUCGACAAGCAUCGACGUCAGUUCCCUCGAGGCCAAUUCGGGCGCUGCGUUUGUGCGCAGGUUAGGUCUCAAGCUGGAUCCAGCGAAUGCACCGAGAUUGCAUCUUUUCGCCUGGAACGUCGGGGCUCGUCACCCGCCACCAUCGUCCAUGCCGACAUCGACGUCGGCCACGGCUGUGCCCAUCGUCGACAUCAUCUCCCAGGACGAGAUGCGAUCAUUGAUGACAUUCUACUUUGAAAAAGUGGAUCCUUGCUACCCAUUCCUUGACCGGGAUGUUGUACUCCGCCAGGUCAGCAGACGAUGGCUGCCUUCCUCGUCCGAGUCAGCCCUGCCAUACGGGCCCUACGAUGCGGUACUCUGCGGCAUAGCAGCGCUUGGGUUUCUCUUCUCACGGCGACGAGCCGUCCCGGCAGAGUACCGAGUGGCCGAAACCGCUCGACGCAUCCUUGAACAUAUCGCGUACCUCCGCAUGACAGCAUCCCCCCACGUCGCCUGGAUGGCCAGCUGCACGCUGAUGCACCUCAUCGAGGCGUCGGGUCUUCAUCUCGAGCCCUUACCAGAUACCUCUCUCGGCCAGACAACAACAACAACAUCCUGUGCCCCCGAAAUCCGCCGCCGACUCUUCGGCAUGGCCCGCCACCUAAACGUGUGGAUCUCCUUCGAACUCGGCCGGUCCCGAGUCGUCCUGCACGGCGCAACCUCCCUCCCACCCGCGCCCCGAUCCCCAACCAGCCCCUCAGAGAUCUUCAACCUCCUCCCCGUCUCGGAAAGCCUCGACCCAAAGCAAACGCAAGACGCGCCCGGCCUGGAAUCCACCCUCGCCGCCGUCCUCGACGUCAUCCACGUCCAGCCACCCCUAAUCCUAGCGCAGUGCAACCUCAUGCUCUGCCUCUACCGGCGCCUCCGCGCCCUCAACUCCAGCAUCUCCGGCGACCUGCUCGACCGCGUCCUCGCCCUGGCCGGCACCGGCCUCCGCGCCGCCCGCGAAAUGGUCGCCUCCGUCUGCCCCUGGCACCAGAUCGCCAACGUCCCCUUCCAGAUCGUCUGCACCUUGCUUGCAAUCGACAGCCGCGCCUCGCUCGCCCUCCUCGGCGAAGCAAUGCGCACCCUCCGCGAGGUCGCCGCCGCCUACGACACGGAGGUCAUGCGCGAAGCCUACAGCACUGCCUACCUGCUCAUUCUACUGCAUCAGCGCCGCAAGGAAGAAGACACGCAGGCGCUCCGUGAUGUUCUCUGCGUCAAUGCGAAUGCAGCCGCCGCGGCGCCGCGGGUUAGCGUCGAUACUGCGGAGGGAGGGUCUACCUCGGUGCAGCGUCAAGCGCAGCCACCGGCGCCGCAGCAGUCCGUGGCCGACCGCUCGGAGAUGUCCUGGUUGGGCGAUCUGAUGAUUGAUAUGCCGAGUUUGCAGAAUUUCGAUCUGGAUCAGUUUUUGAUGACGGAUGUGCCGUGGCCGUUGCCGGAGAUGGGGAUUUGA